Molecule: messenger RNA, 3277 nt
Organism: Culex quinquefasciatus (southern house mosquito)
Lineage: Eukaryota; Metazoa; Arthropoda; Insecta; Diptera; Culicidae
Exons: 3
Coding region: 133-3120 (995 amino acids)
Biological process (GO): spermatogenesis
Source: RefSeq, a predicted model, not a curated record
UUGCUGUGUUCGGACGUUUCGUUCAACUCCGCGCUCAGAAACUUUUAAAAAACCGCGUGUUUUGAUUUUUUUUCUUCGAAAAAAGGAAAAAAAAAGUUCUCGAAUUUCUCCGACAUCUACCGAACUAAAAACAUGAACGUGAUGAAGUCGUGCGUGCUGUGCCACAAACCUGCGGAACUGAUGUGCAGCCGCUGUUUCGCUUUUUACUGCACGAUGCAGUGCCAGAUCGAGGACUGGGAGAUUCACAAAAAGAGCUGCAUCGCCCUGCCGAAACUGGUCCCGAACGCGAGCUACCUGAGCGUGCUGGGCGUUUCGCGCACCGAGUCGAUAUCCGCCGCCGGCCUGGGUCGGAUGUGGCAAAACAACGCGCGGGCGUUAAAGCCCCUCCGGAAGCCGAACAUUCCGCUGGGGACGAUCGAGGUGUCGCUGGACCGGGAGGCUACGGCGAAGCUUACGGAACCGGAGGCGGAGCCGGUCUCGAAGGAGAUUACCGUAACGACGGCGUCGACUAGUUCCGUGGCCGAUUCUGUCGAGCGGGUGGCCAAGAUGAAGCUGCAGGAGGUCGAGAAGCAGCAGCAGGUUGAAGUUAACGGGAGCGGGGUCAAGCCGCAAUCGUUGGCCAAGCUGAAGAUUGACAUCAUCAAGAAUCACCAGGUGAACAAGGGGAAGGUUGGGCCGGUUGUUGCGGCGGCGGCUGCGCCGGAAGUGAAGGUUGCGCCGCAACAACCAAAGCCGUGGCUGUUGCACUUUCCGAUCGAGAAGCCCGUCGGGGAGCCGUUCGAGGUGAUCGUUCAGUGUCUGGUUGGGUCGAACCGGGCCUGGGUCAUGCUGGCCAGUUACGAGGCGGAUAGCGACAAGCUGUUGAACGACAUCAACCAGCAGCUGGGCACGGCCGGCGAACCGGUCAAGUAUGAUGAGGUUCAGGUCGAAGGUAUCUACGCGGCGCCGUACGAGAACUGUUUCUACCGGGUUGUGGUGCUGGAAAAAACCGUCCCGUCGAAGGGUUUGCUCAAGGUUCGCCUGAUCGAUUACGGCAACGAGUUGGUCAUUCCGUCGACGGAGUUGCGACCGCCGCUGCUGUUGAUGAAGAAUCUGCGCGCGUUCGCGUUUCAGGUGGAGAUCGUCAAUUUGAGCCAUCCGCUGGAGGUCAACGAGCGCAUCCGGAUUCGGAUGAAGGACGCGGCGGAGGUUGAUGGCCGUAAGCUGGUGGAGAUCGUGCAGCCACCGGUGACGCCGUACUUGCUGGACAUGCUGGGCUCAGCCGAGGACAAUUUCGGCGAGGGGGGAAUUAUUGCGAUUCUGUCGUCGCGCACGGCCUUGGUCAUGGUGACCAGUGCGGUGGUGAAGCCGACCAUGAAGGUGCUGUACAAUCAGCUGCCGGAGUUGGCUCCGAAGCAGUUCUUGCCGUUGGCCGAUAAGCUUAAGAUUGGCGAUCUGGUUUGUAUCGAGACCGCGGACGACGGUUGGUCCCGGGGGCUGGUCGUGGAGCAACACGACAAAAACUGGUUGUUUUACACGGUGGACAACGGAACGGUCGAGCUGAUCUCGGACGAGAAGCAGAUCCGAGCGCUACCGGAGGAAUACAAACAGAAGCCGUACCUCGUUUUGCAGAUGGACCUCUCGCGGGUCAUCAUGAAGGAGCUCGAGUUCAAGCAGCGGUGCUACCUGCCAAGCUUUGCCUUCGGCUUUGAGCGACUUGCCUACGAUCAGCAGACACGCACCAUGAAGGCCACCCUCAAGGACGUCGAGGGAAAGCGCCAGCUUGCCGAGGUCACCUUCCGCAACUUUGUCUGCGACCUCAAGCAGGUCGACAUCAACUACUGGCCGCACAUCCCGCAGGACAAAAGCAUCGUCCGGAUUACGUCCGUUCUGGACGCGUCCACGGUGAUCGUGUGCCCCAAAGACAAGAUCAACGUGUACACCGAGCUGCUGCAGACGAUUCUUCCCGUGUUGAAGCAGCUUACGGCACCGCCCAAGCCCAACGAUGUCAUUGUUGGCGUUGAUGAACUCGCGAUGCCGUACCGGGCUCGAGUCUUGAAGGUCAUCUCCGCGAACGCCGUCGAAGUCCUCGAUCUGGACAACGGCUCCAUCAAGACGGUCCCCUCGGACAGGUUGUACGGCGCCAACGGGUUCAUCCGCAACCUGCCGGUCUACCCGAUGAAGGUCAAAAUCCGCGACCUGGAUCCGGCCGCCGUGAAGAACCCCGAACUGAUCAUCGAGCAGCUGCAAGACUUGCGGUCCGCCAAACGUCUCCUGAAGCAGCUGUUCGAGAGCAAGUCCUACAUGUACGACGGCGUCAAGCUGAUCGACCUAAACAUGAAUCGCUCGCUGGGGGCCCUGCUACUGGAGAACCACGACAAGAAGCUCAACGAGGCGGCCGAAGCCGAGCGAAAGAAGGCCGAAGCGGAAAAGCUCAAGCGCGAACAGGAGGAGGAAGCUGCACGGCAAGCCAAGGCCGAAGCUGAGCGUAAGAAGCGCGAUCAGGAAGCGGAAAUCGAACGCCAGAAGGCCGAGCAGGAACGCAUGGAAGCCGAGAAGCGAAAGUUGGCGGAGGAACAGGCCAAGGCUGCUGCUGUUGCGGCAGCCGCCUCAACCACCCCCACCAAGCUCACCUACAACGACCUCAAGCUGGUCAAACUGCCGGCGGGGACGCCGAACGUCAAGCUGUCCAUCCUGGACGACAGCGACGUGGGCCGCGGCAUCAUCACCGUGUGCGUGUUCGACGAGGAAAAUGCCGCCCACUACGACAAGCUGGACACGACGGUCAACAAGAUUGCGGCGACCAUCGGCGGCGACGGCUACGAUCCGGAGGUGGACGAGCUGUGCGUGGCGAUCUACGACGCGGACAAGCGCUGGUACCGGGCGCUCUGUCUGACGCCGCCGGACGGCGCCGGCGCCUUCAUGGUGCAGUUCGUCGACUACGGGAACGUGGCCACGGUGAAGCGGGCGGCGAUCCGCGCGAUGACGCCGGAGCUGAACUUUUCCUGUACGGCGCACACGUGCAAGCUGAAGGACCUGGAAAGCGCCAAGGGCAAGCUGGGCCAGCAUCAGCAGCAGCAGGGGUACGUCGUGGCGGCGGAGAUCGCGAUGGACGGGGAUGUUUAUCUGUUGAAGUUUUGAGGGGGGAGGAUAUUUUUUUUUUGUUACUGACUGAUAACGAUUCCUUUUGAGAAGGAAAAGAGUUUCUGAUGAUGUUUUUGUUUGAUAGAACAAAUAUGAUUUUUUUCACGUUUUUGACGGUUCGUAUGUAGUUGAAAUAAAGCCACCAUCCGCAAAA